Molecule: messenger RNA, 246 nt
Organism: Protopolystoma xenopodis
Lineage: Eukaryota; Metazoa; Platyhelminthes; Monogenea; Polystomatidea; Polystomatidae
Source: the annotation of a GenBank genome assembly
AUGAUGACGCCAGACGGAGGCAAUUGUUUUUCAACGAGCCUGGGUGGGAGUCAUUUGAUUAAAAGUCGCGACAUAUUGCAGGCGAGCCGAUGCUGUGACUUGAUGCCCCCGGACUGGGCAUUGUUUCCAGGGCGGAAAAAACACACUCACCUGGCCGGCCUUGCGGAGCAAGCGCAUCCUCCGGCAGGCGGGGAUUCGGCUCGAAUAAACGAAGGUGAAAGCUCGCUCAGGGUGAGGAGGGAGUAG